AUGCACGCCAGAUGCUGCGUUGAGGGCAAUCCCAGCGGGAUAGACACGUCCAUUCUCGGGACUUACCAGACAAACUGCGUGUACGCCCCCUCGAUCCAGGUGCGAGUCUCCUCGAGUCUCCGCCGCGGUGCGUUCCGUGCACGUCGUCGUGCACUAGAAUGCACGCAGCGUCGCGCGAGGCGCGCGCCCUGGCGCCUGUUGGGCCACCCACCCACUUCGCCUCGCCUCGCCUCGCCUCGCUCCAACUCGCACGUUCAUGGCAGAUGCGAUGUCUCACUUCGUGACCUCAUGCACGACCCCAGGCAGCGCGCGCAUGCACACACGCACACAACAAGCCAACCGUCCCACAGACGCCUGCACGUCCAGAACCUAGCCCCGCGAACGCGCCCGUCGUCCUCUCUGGCGCAGCUCCUCCCAUUCCCGAGCCGGCGCGUGGGCCGAGUCGCGAAACGAGCUGCACCGGACAGCUCAAGUGAUCGCGCACUUCUCCCGUGGACGACGUGCAGCGCGUUCCUUUCGACGUCGACGCAAGGUCCGGUGACUGCUGGCCAGCCGCCCGUCGUACCGCGUUCUGGAAUGAAGCCUACCGUCUCGCGAGUCCAUGCGAGUAGCGUCUAG
Messenger RNA from Heterobasidion irregulare TC 32-1, 618 nucleotides. RefSeq lists its product as uncharacterized. Bases 1 to 618 code for a protein of 205 amino acids. The record is from RefSeq and is a predicted model, not a curated record. The transcript has 2 exons. NCBI's taxonomy places the organism in Eukaryota, Fungi, Basidiomycota, Agaricomycetes, Russulales, Bondarzewiaceae.